Molecule: messenger RNA, 2188 nt
Organism: Rubroshorea leprosula
Lineage: Eukaryota; Viridiplantae; Streptophyta; Magnoliopsida; Malvales; Dipterocarpaceae
Source: the annotation of a GenBank genome assembly
AACUACAGAACCAGGCUGGUUUUAAACAUAAGGGAUUCCAAGGGAGAUGUUGUUGGAGCGGCUGCCGCCGCUCUGGACUUGAUUAAAAACGUCCAAGUGCAAGCAAUCAUUGGACCAACAAGUUCAAUGCAGGCGAAUAUUAUGAUAAAUCUCGGGAACAAAUCUCAAGUGCCCAUCAUCUCUUUCUCCGCAACAAGUCCUUUCCUUUCCUCCCUAAGGAGUCAAUAUUUUAUUCGAGCAACCCACGACGACUCAUCUCAAGUCAAAGCUAUUAGUGCCAUUGUUCAAGCCUUUGGAUGGAGAGAAGCUGUGCCCAUAUAUGUUGAAAAUGAGUUUGGAGAAGGAGUUAUACCUUAUUUAUCCGACGCCUUGGAAGAGGUUAAUGCUCGGAUUCCUUACAGGAGUGUUAUCCCUCUUGGCGCCACUAAUGAGGAAAUUAGAAGGGAAUUAUACAACUUAACGUCAAUGCAGUGUAGAGUCUUCAUUGUUCAUAUGGACAUGGAUCUUGGGUCUCGGGUUUUCAACAUGGCCAAAGAGAUUGGAAUGAUGGGUGAAGGAUAUGUUUGGAUAAUAACUGAUGGGAUGACUAAUCUUUGGAGUAUGAUUGAUCGUUUUGAUAUGGAUUCCAUGCACGGGGUAUUGGGUAUAAGGAUUUAUGUUCCGAAAUCAGAAAAGGUUAACACUUUCAAAGUACGAUGGAAAAGGAAAUUUCUGCAAGAUAAUAUAGUGAAUGCUGAAUUUGACAUUUUUGGAUUAUGGGCUUAUGAUGCUACAUUUGCCCUAGCCAUGGCAGUGGAGAAACUUGGCACAACAAAUUUCAGCUUUGAUGCAUCAAAUGUUUCAAAAAGUGCAAGAACAGAUCUUGAAUCUUUUGGGGUUUCUCAGGCUGGCCCCAAACUCAUCCAUGCUUUGACAAGUACAAGAUUUAAAGGCCUCAGUGGAGAAUUUGGGUUUAUUAAUGGGCAACUUGAGUCCCCAGUUUUCCAAAUUAUUAAUGUAAAUGGAAAUGGUGAAAAGGUGAUUGGGUUCUGGACGUCUAAGUAUGGACUAGUUAAAAGACCAGAUUUUACCAAUGUAAUGGGGUAUUCAACUUCUAAGGCCAAUCUCGGAACCAUCAUUUGGCCGGGGGAUACACAUUCCCCGCCUAAAGGCUGGGAGAUUCCAACUCAAGGGAAAAGGUUAAAGAUUGGAGUACCAGUGAAGACUGGAUUUAGUGAAUUCGUCAAGCUUCCACCUGAUACACAUCCCAAUUCUAAAGUCAUCCCCAUGGGUUAUUGCACAGAUGUUUUCAAUGCUGUCAUGGAGGCAAUGCCAUAUGCAGUUCCUCAUGAUUUCUAUGCCUUUGGAAAUGCUGACCAUGAGAUGGCUGGAACUUAUAAUGACCUGAUCGAUCAAGUCGUCUAUGGAAACUAUGAUGCGGUGGUAGGAGACAUUUCCAUCAUCGUCAACAGGUCAUUUUACAUUGACUUUACAUUACCAUUCACGGAAUCUGGAGUGGUAAUGGUGGUUCCUAUCAGAGAUGGAUCAAACAAGAAUGCAUGGGUGUUCUUGAAGCCUUUGACGUGGGAUCUUUGGGUCACUAGCGGUGGCUUCUUCGUCUUCAUCGGGUUUGUCAUCUGGGUUCUUGAACAUAGAAUCAAUGAAGAUUUCCGUGGACCACCUUCGCAUCAUGUUGGAACUAGCUUCUGGUUCUCCUUUUCGACCAUGGUUUUUGCACACCGGGAAAGGGUGGUGAGCAAUCCAGCAAGGUUUGUGGUGUUGAUAUGGUGCUUUGUGGUACUCAUUCUCACACAGAGCUAUACUGCCAGUUUAGCUUCUCUUUUAACAAUUCAACGGCUGCAGCCUACGGUGACUGAUGUGUAUGAGCUGUUAAGGAGAAAGGAGAGUGUUGGGUACCAUAAGGGCUCCUUCGUCAAGGAAAUAGUCCAGGGGUUGAAAUUCGACCCAUCAAAGUUGAGGACAUUUAAUUCAGUGGAGGAGCUUGAUGAACUCUUUACCAAUGGAAGUGCGAAUGUCAUCUGCAUUUAUCAUAGAAGUCUGUUAGUGUAUUGGUACAUGCAUAGCCAACCAUUUAAUUAGAAGGAUUAAUUAGUAUAGUAAUUCCUCAUCAAAUUUCAACAAUGAGACAAUUUAUAUAAUCAACUAUUAUUCAAAAAAUAAAUAAUAAUAAUAAAAUAAAUUAAUAUUC